GUUCUCAACUCGACUAUUGCCAUAGAUGCUGGAAUGGCAUAAAAAAGAAAGAAUGAAUAUGUGUUUUAAUACGUUUUCUCUAUGUAUAAUAUUUGAAACGCCCACUUUUACUUGCACAAGGGUGGGAACAAUGGGCAAUAAAAGGAGCUCACAGCCAAGACAAAAGAAAACAUUGUCAAGAUAUCGAUCAUCUCAAAAUCAUGAAUGCAAGAUUUAUUCUGCUGCUCUUUUCAGUCGUCAUGGCAAGUGGAGUUAUCAUUUUUGAUGAACCUGACUGCCCUGACGAGGUGUUUGCUUGCAUGAAGGAUUAUCAUCCUGUGUGUGGUACUGAUGGAGUCACCUAUGGAAAUGAAUGCAGACUGUGUCUCCAUAUACAGAGGACAGGAGAGGACAUAAAAAUAGCCUAUAGGGAUAAAUGCAGAGACAACCAGAAUCAGCAGCAGGUGGAAUGACAUACAACAGCUUUACAGUAAAGGAUGGUUAUUGACUGUUCGUUCUGAGAUUUAAACUGCAAAUCUACAAUAAAGCAUACAUUAAAGUUAUUGCUCUUCAGUAUUAUGAUUUAACUCAUUGUUUAACACUUAAUAAAGUUGUAUAUACAUAGCUGCCAUAUUAAGACCACAUACACAUUAUACUAAUAAA
This is a messenger RNA of Paramisgurnus dabryanus, 642 nucleotides long. Its product is annotated as PI-actitoxin-Avd5a-like. Lineage: Eukaryota; Metazoa; Chordata; Actinopteri; Cypriniformes; Cobitidae. Gene Ontology annotation, molecular function: serine-type endopeptidase inhibitor activity; protein binding. The record is from RefSeq and is a predicted model, not a curated record.